Striga asiatica is the source of this 1926-nucleotide messenger RNA. The record is from the annotation of a GenBank genome assembly. NCBI's taxonomy places the organism in Eukaryota, Viridiplantae, Streptophyta, Magnoliopsida, Lamiales, Orobanchaceae.
CAAACUACUCGCUAGUUUAAGGUACUGAAAAUCAAACAAACGAUCCACAUAACAAGAUUUCAUCCUCCCAUUCCCAUAUUGUUCUUCUCUCUCACUGCCAUGGUUUUUUUCUCCACCAUUAAUUCUCCUCAUAUUUCUCUCCUUUACCCUUCAUUUUCUUUGUUUGACUCUUUCAUUUUCUUUAUGUUCCCCACUAUUUCUCACCAACAAAGGGGGAAAAAAAAAAAUACAAUAACGCUAAUAAAGAUAAAAUCUUUUCUCUGGACACUCUGCUGGUUCAUUUAUUAAAUCAAGAAAAAUGAGGAAAGUGGUGGUUGGGGCGGCGGCGAUAGGAGCCGCGGCGGUGGUGGGAGUGGCGGCGGUGGUGGUGAGGCAGCGGAUGAAGAACUCCAGCAAGUGGGCCCGGUGUAUGGCUAUCGUGAAGGAAUUUGAGGAGAAAUGUGGGACCCCCGAGUGGAAAUUGAAUCAGCUUGCUGACGCCAUGACUGUGGAGAUGCACGCUGGUUUAGCGUCCGAGGGUGGAAGCAAAUUGAAGAUGCUUAUUAGCUUUGUUGAUAAUCUUCCCACUGGUGAUGAGAACGGAGCUUUUUAUGCGCUCGAUCUUGGCGGCACAAAUUUCCGUGUGUUGCGAGUUCAGUUAGGUGGCAAAGAAGGUGGAAUUGUUCAUCAGGAAUUUGCCGAGGCAUCAAUCCCUGAAGAAUUGAUGUGUGGAACUUCAGAUGAACUGUUUGAUUAUAUUGCGGAGAAACUUGCAAAGUUUGUGAAUGAAAAAGAACAAAUAUUUCACGAUCAACCUCCUGGAAGACAGAGGGAGUUAGGCUUCACCUUUUCAUUUCCUGUGAUGCAAACUUCUAUAAAUUCUGGAACUCUUAUUAGGUGGACAAAGGGCUUCAAUGUUAAUGGCACGGUUGGCCAAGAUGUGGUAGGUGAACUAACCAAGGCAUUGAAAAGAAAGGAUGUUGACAUGCGGGUCGCAGCUCUGGUUAAUGAUACAAUUGGGACAUUAGCUGGAGGACGAUAUAACAACAAUGAUGUAACUGUAGCAGUGAUAUUGGGCACUGGGACUAAUGCAGCAUAUGUCGAGCGUGCGCAAGCAAUUCCAAAGUGGCAUGGGCCUUUGCCUAAAUCUGGGGAAAUGGUUGUAAACAUGGAGUGGGGCAACUUCAGGUCUUCACACCUUCCUUUGACCGAGUACGACCAUGCAUUGGAUAUUGAAAGUGUAAAUCCUGGCGAACAGAUAUUUGAGAAGAUGACUUCCGGAAUGUAUUUGGGUGAAAUUUUACGCAGGGUUUUACUCAAGUUGGCCGAAGAAGCUUCCUUUUUCGGCGAUGAUGUCCCGCCAAAACUUAAGACUCCAUUCAUAUUGCGAACUCCUGAAAUGUCAGCUAUGCAUCAAGAUACAUCUCCGGACCUGCGGACGGUUGACGAAAAACUCAAGAAUAUAUUAGAGGUACCGAACACUUCCCUGAAGAAAAGGCGGGUUGUGGUGGAGCUCUGCAACAUGGUGGCCACCCGUGGGGCCCGCGUGGCUGCUUCAGGCAUCCUUGGUGUUCUGAAGAAGAUGGGAAGGGACAACUCUGCAGCCACGCAAAAGACGGUUAUAGCCAUGGAUGGUGGUUUGUAUGAGCACUACACUGAAUACCGUAAGUGUCUCGAGAACACGGUUAAUGAGUUACUGGGUGAAGAGAAUUCUGCAGCUAUUGUGUUUGAGCACUCGAACGAUGGCUCGGGAAUAGGGGCAGCCUUGUUGGCUGCCUCGAAUUCGCUUUAUGUCGAUGACAGGUCAGCACCAUCGUCAUCUCCUUGAAAAUUCGGGUGUUUUUUCCUUUUUUUUUUUGAAGGAAAAAAUGAAAAUAAGAUGGAUUUUUUUCUUUCUUGUUCUUUUCCUGCCAUGUUUAGAGCAUGGAUGGNCAUUGGAUAAGUUUU